AUGGAAGACGACCUCAUCGUUGUUGACGACCUCGAGCCCUACUCCUUCUCCCGGCCCACUCCAGGGCCCAUCGCUUCCACCUCCGCUCUCCCACCUAAUAUCAGUAUCAACACCAUCACCACCAGCACACGUCCCCAGCGCGCGGCUGCCGCUGCCGGAGUAACUGCGCGCCAGCGCAACACGCCCUCUCUUGGCGACCUCUCGCUCUCCACCAACGAGCGUACGACGCGGUCCGCGCACGCGCGGGUGCGGGGCGGCAGCAGCAGCGGUGGCGCACCAAAACUCAAGCUCAAGCUGAGUGACAAGGCGGCGGCGCAGGCGCCAGGGAUGAGCUUCCUCGGUACGUACGACCGUGAGCUCGACUCGGACGACGAAGAGUUGUCAUUUGAGGAGCAGUUCAUUCUGCGUCUGCCGCCCGGUGAGGACUGCGAGCGGUUGCGCAAGAUGGUCGCCGCGAGGGAGGUGGGGCAGGACGUGUGGUUCAAGUUCAAAGACUCACGGAGGGCAGUGUUUCACAUCGGAAACAAUCUGUAUUCUUCGAAACUGGUCGACCUGCCAUGUAUAAUCGAGGCUCAGAAGACACUCGACAGCAAGCAGAUGUUCAAAGUGGCAGAUAUAUGCCAGAUGCUGCUCGUGGGAGAUCGAAUACAAAAUGAAGACGCUCUCGGGAACCACAAGAGCUUCAACAUUGACGACUUCAUCUGGCAGCAUGGGGUCACCCCCCCUCUGCACCAUGUACGCAAACGGCGUUUCCGCAAGCGCGUGAACAAGCGGACCAUUGAGAGCGUCGAGCAGGAGGUCGAGCGGCUGCUCGAGGAAGACGCAUUGGCGGACGAGGUCAAGUUCGACGUGCUUGAGAAUGUCAACCCCGACCUGUCUGAUUCUGAAUUCCUCGAGCGGGAGGAGCCAUUGGACGCGCCUACGCCAGGCUUCUUGUCUGAGGCUGGCGAUGCGCCGACGCCCGCGCCCGGUGAAGGCGGUGAGGGGAGCGGUGAAGAGGACGAGGACGGCGAAGCAGAAGGUGACAUUGACGAGGAGCUCGCCGCUGAGCUCGAUCUCGCGCUUGCGGACGACGACGACGAAGACGACGAAGACGACGAAAGCGAGGAUGAGGAAGAAGAGGAUGAGGAUGAGGAUGAGGAGACGGCACAGGCACGGCAGCUCCUGCACGAGGAGAUAACAGAUCUCGAAGCUGCGGUGCGGAAAAAGGAGGUGGAGGUCGCGAGCGCGGGCAACCCGCUCAUCCGCCGACGGUUCGAAGACGCGCUGCGGAAGCUCCGCGCGGACCUGGACAUGAAGCUCGCGCAGCGGGACGAGAUGAAGGAGAUGGCACGCCGGCGGAAGGAGGGCGGGGUGAGCGAGGGCGGAGACGCGGAUGGCGAGGAAGGUGGGGACCCGGACGCGGUGGGCGGCGAUGCGGAGGCGGACGACGUGGAACGCAUGGCGAUGGCUAUGGCGAUGGAGAUGAGCGCGAUGGGCCCGCCUCCGCUACCAUCCCUGCCGCCCCCGCCCGGGCCACACGAUGCGAAUGUUGUGGUCGAGGAGGGCAUGGAUGACGACGAUCUUUUUGGGCCUGACGAGGAGAGCGUGCAGAUGGACACUACAUGA
Messenger RNA from Heterobasidion irregulare TC 32-1, 1608 nucleotides. RefSeq lists its product as uncharacterized. Gene Ontology annotation, biological process: transcription initiation at RNA polymerase II promoter; RNA polymerase II preinitiation complex assembly. The record is from RefSeq and is a predicted model, not a curated record. Gene Ontology annotation, molecular function: RNA polymerase II general transcription initiation factor activity. Gene Ontology annotation, cellular component: transcription factor TFIID complex. The coding region runs from base 1 to 1608 and encodes 535 amino acids. The transcript is spliced from 4 exons. NCBI's taxonomy places the organism in Eukaryota, Fungi, Basidiomycota, Agaricomycetes, Russulales, Bondarzewiaceae.